Molecule: messenger RNA, 1329 nt
Organism: Dromiciops gliroides (monito del monte)
Lineage: Eukaryota; Metazoa; Chordata; Mammalia; Microbiotheria; Microbiotheriidae
Gene: TEX36
Product: testis expressed 36
Exons: 4
Coding region: 175-927 (250 amino acids)
Source: RefSeq, a predicted model, not a curated record
UCAGGGAAUUCUGAGGGGGCAACGGCCCCUCCCCCCAUUCUGCUUUUUUCUUCUCCUUCUGUGACAGUCCUGGAGUUCUAGCUCACACAGAGACCCAGGAGUAUGAAGCAGAACCUAGGACAGCACCAAGACAUGUAGGGAAGAGGAGAAGAGACGCCCUAAUUCCCAGACUUCAUGGAGCAGCCUGAGCCAACUGAGCCAACCCGAACAGCCAGAACGUCCCCAACCUCACCGGGCACGCUGGUGUCCCCAACCUCUCCAGCCACCCCAGGCUCAGCAGCCCCUCCAGUCACCCCAGGCUCAGCAGCCCCUCCAGCCACCCCAGGCUCAGCAGCCCCUCCAGCCACCCCAGGCUCAGCAGCCCCUCCAAACACCCCAGGCUCAGCAGCCUUUGCGAUCACCUCCGCUGCCCAAGUGCCUCUGACCUUCCCUUCCUCAUCUUCACCGUAUGCAGAAAGAGUGUCCAGGAUCAUCACCUCCCAGAAACAAAGGGCAGGAAUAUGGUUUCCUCACCUCGACCUGAUGGAGAAAACCCCAGAGUCCACCACGGCCGCCAUGCUGAAGCAGCCUUUCCUUCCAGAAAGUAAGCGGAAGUUGGAGGAUCGGCUGCCUUCUCGCUACCAGCUCCGCCAACAGCAAGCUAGCAAGAGCAACUUCCCAUUUUCACUGCAUGACAACCGGCAUGGCCUGGAAUUCUGUGGCCACGGUCUGGAUGAUGGUCUAGGACGGAAGAAGCUGGAUCAGGUGCAAACGCACUUCGAUUCUACCAAUUUCAAUCGUUGGGCAAGUGACUAUGUACCCACCCCAGAUGACAACUUAAGCACUUACCAAGCAUCAUAUGUCCCUAAGCCCAAAGCAAAGGGCUUCUUCUUUCGACUCUACCCAAAACAUCACUCACAUGACAGGUGGGGUGCUCAUUUUAUAUGAGGAUGGAGCCAAUGCCAAUGGGAGGAAGCUGGGAAUCAGCUUUCCAACAAACCCCUUACCUCAAGACGUUUUCUCUUCCUUUUCUGUAAGGGCAUAAUAAAAGAAGGUCCUUUCAAUUCAGCACCACUUUUAAAACACAAACUUAGGACUACUAGAGUGUGGAUACCAUAGAGACUUUGUUUCAUAAUAAUAGUUUUGGUGAGUAAGUUUCUUUAAAUAACAAAAUGUUCAUAGAAAUGAUUGUACUGGGGAAUAGGAGCCUUCCCUACCACCCAUUUAUUAUAAUAAUGCCAUCAUCAGCUGCAGAUUUUUAAAAAUGAAAUUUAGCUAAAGAGAAAUUCCUUAAUUAUGUAUUUCUGCAUUAGAACUCAAAUUAUAUGAGCAAGAUAUGUUGUUACGUGA